Nerophis lumbriciformis (worm pipefish) is the source of this 1423-nucleotide messenger RNA. It is a transcript of the gene tiprl, whose product is annotated as TIP41, TOR signaling pathway regulator-like (S. cerevisiae). The record is from RefSeq and is a predicted model, not a curated record. Gene Ontology annotation, biological process: TOR signaling. NCBI's taxonomy places the organism in Eukaryota, Metazoa, Chordata, Actinopteri, Syngnathiformes, Syngnathidae. Gene Ontology annotation, cellular component: cytosol.
GCAAUGCAACAGAUGCGCCCCGUUUGCCAAACACAAGAAGAAGAAGAUAAACGGAAGCAACAUAGCAAUAUUAACUGAGUACAGCAUUGAUCUAAAGCUCAUAACAACACAACGUCCUUGCUAGCGAGCAGCGGAUGCCGGCCUUCGAUUCAAAAAUGAUUUCACAUGGUUUUAAAAGCAGCAAAAAGGACUUUACCUUUGGUCCUUGGACAGUCACGACUGCAAAAAACCAUAUCAUGAAAUCUAAAGACAUUGAAAGAUUAUCCGAAGAGAUGAAUUUACCUUCCCUCCCAGAAAUGUUAUUUGGGGACAACAUCCUGCGCAUCCAACACAGCGACGGCUUUGGUAUUGAAUUCAACGCUAUUGAUGCCCUGAAGAGAGUCAACAAAUCAGAGCACACCGUCAAAGUGGCUUGUGCUCAACAAUGGCAAGAGAGCAGAUCUGUUUCUGAACAGUCUCAAGACGGGGUGAGACCGUAUGACUGGACUUUCACGACAGAUUACAGAGGGACCCUGAUUGGAGAGGAACUACAAAUGAAGGUGACUGAGACCACAGAAAAAAUUAACUUGGAGAAGCUGAGGGCCCGCGAACAGAUAGUGUUCUUCGAUGAGAUCCUUCUGUUUGAGGACGAGCUGCAUGACCAUGGAGUCUCAAUGAUAAGUGUAAAAAUUAGAGUGAUGCCCACCAGUUUCUUCUUAUUGCUGCGGUUUUUCCUACGAGUGGAUGGCGUGCUGAUAAGAAUACAUGAUACACGACUAUAUCAUGAGGCUGGAAAGAACUACAUGUUAAGAGAGUUCUGCUCAAGGGAAAGUAACAUAGCAGACUUGAAGAACGUUCCUGCAUCGCUCCACACAGAUCCCAAUGAGAUCGCUCAACAUCUAACACUAAAGCUCAGAGAGUGUGAGAAGUUGGAGCUUCCUGAGCAGGAAUGAGGAUGUUCAGUGAGCAAUAUAUUUACUUUUUGUGUUGCAUAAUGAACAACAUACAAUAUUAUCAUAGCGAAUCAUCGCUGUACAGGUAGGGAAAGAGCGAGGAGAAGUAGCAUCAUGUUUGUCACAUUUGUAUCAUAAUUGUAUCAUAAUUGUUUCAUAUUUGAUGAAUGGUAAACAUCAAAACAAAUUUGUUUUUAAAUGUAAAGUAAUUCGAACUGUCAAAGCGACACAUUCACAUUUACUCUAUGAAUGACUGCAUUGCAUUCGCUCCUCCACAGUUACAAUUCACAAACUCAUAAUUGAAAAUAUUUAAUUGUGUUAUUUCUUUGGAAUUUUUGAAUAUUUACUAGGGAUGGGUACCUUUUUAUACAUUUGAACCCGAUACAGUACCAAUUCCCCAGUACCUGGGAAUCGAUACUAGUACUUUACGGUGCAAAUUUUCAGUAAUGUUGUGUGUGUGUUCAUGUGAUAAUAAAGGUUUUUUUGAUUAA